Messenger RNA from Lodderomyces beijingensis, 2319 nucleotides. Lineage: Eukaryota; Fungi; Ascomycota; Pichiomycetes; Serinales; Debaryomycetaceae. The record is from the annotation of a GenBank genome assembly.
AUGUGGUUGAAUCUAGUUGUCUUUGCCACGGCGACGUUGGCUUAUCCCUGGGUGGUUGACGGCAAUGUUAUCCCGGCCUGGCUACUACGUCAUAGAACAUCCGAUUCCAGUGCAUUGGACCAUGUUGACUUGUUUUACGGUACAGAAGGCGGAGGCAAUGUGUUUCCCGGGGCUACGCGGCCUUUUGGAAUGGCUAAAGUGGGCGUCGAUGUCAUCGAUCCCAGUUUUGGCAACCUGUAUUCUGGCUAUGCACCAGGUGGAGUCGUCACGGGAAUUUCGAUGAUGCAUGAAAGUGGCACGGGUGGUGCUCCACAGUACGGAGUAGUUGCGCAAUUGCCAUUCACGGGUGACUUCAAUCCCCAUGUUCAGACAAACUUGAGUCGCGCUCACCUGGAUAGUGCUAAAGUUGGCUAUUACGCCGUGAAUACUACCAAUGGCGUUGACGUUGAGUUCAGCGCUGGUGAGCGAUUCGGGAUAUUGAAGUACAACUACCACGAUGGCGUCGACGCUAAAGUGUUGGUCAACGUGUCGCAUCACUUGACAGCUCCCCAGAGGCCGUGGUGGACGCAAUAUUUCGUUAACGGAUCAAUUGAUGCCACGAAGCUGGGGUACCAUGGAUAUACCACCAUCAAGGGAGGCUGGGGCGACCAAAAACCGUGGACUUUGUACUUUUGCGCCAACUUCUCCCUGGCUGCUCAAAGUGUAAGCAGCUUUCAAGGCACAACUGUGGAGCAAAACCGUGUCUCCAUUAGCUCAACCGAGCAAGAUGAUUCAUUUGGGUUGGUGUUUGAUUUCGGGAGUAGGGUCUCGGAAGUGGUGAGUCAUGUGGGGAUAUCUUUUAUCUCGCGAGAGCAGGCGUGUUCCAACAUCAACCACGAACAGGACUUCAACUCGCUCGUACUGGAGACGCAACGGGUAUGGAACGAGGAGGUGUUUGACAAGUUUGAAGUCGUGAGCCCCGAGCCUCAGGUGGUUGACCAGUUCUACACCAACUUGUACGGGGCGCACCUCAUUCCAUCAAAUCGAACAGGCGAAAACCCGAACCCCGGUUGGAAGCCGGACCAAGUCUACUACGACGAUUUCUUCACCAUCUGGGACACGUUCAGGUGUCUCAACCCCUUGCAUAAUAUAGUCAGCCGCAAACGGGGCUCCGAAAUAGUGCAGGCGUUGACCAACAUCUACUUGAACGAAGGGUGGACCCCCGAUGGCAGGUCAGCGAACCAGAACGGCCGCACGCAAGGCGGAUCCAACUCGGAUAUCGUGAUGGCUGACGCCUUUGUUAAGCACAUCCCCGACGUCGACUGGGAGCAAGCCUACGCGGCAAUGAAGCAGAACGCCGAGGUGCAGCCUCCGUACUGGUACGACUCCUUCGCCCCCGAUGCCUCAACUAAGCAAGGACGCGGCGCAUUACCUGACUGGUUGCAAUACGGCUACAUCACGCGAAACUACACUCGAUCAGUCAGCAGAACCAUGGAGUACGCGUACGACGACUUUGCAUUGAGCCAAGUUGCCAAGGGACUCGGGUUGAGCGACGACCAUGCUAAAUACUUGCGUCGGUCAUCGCAAUGGCAGAACAUCUGGAACAAGGAUGCUCAAGCUGAUGGAUACGAUUACAAAGGCUUCAUUCAGCCGCGUGACGCCGACGGGUCGUUCAAUUAUGAAGAUUACGACCCCAUGUCCUGUGGCGGGUGUUAUUGGGGAAACGACGAAUACGAAGGAAAACCAGUUGAGUACGGCUUUGCUGUUCCUCACGAUAUCGCGAAAUUGAUCCAACUUGUUGGAAGUCUGGAAACGUUUGCCAAGAGGAUUGAUGACUUGUACCCUUUACACGGGAAGAAAAUAGCCGAUGUCGGAAACGAGCCUAGUUUCCUCACUCCAUUCUUGUAUAAUUUCGUUAAUGAGCAGUGGAAGUCUGUGGAGUUGGUGCGGUACAUCAUGCAGCAUGAUUUCCAUUUUGGUGUCAAGAGCUUACCGGGUAACUCCGACGGGGGCGCCAUGCAAGCGUGGGUCAUCUUCAGCUUGAUUGGGAUAUACCCCAUCGCAGGAACCACUACGUAUCUAAUUGCAUCACCAUUUGUGAACCACUUGAAAUUGCAUUUGGAGAAUGGCGCUGUCUUCGAAGUUAGCGCUCUGGGGUUGUCGCUGGAUAACAUCUAUGUGCAGAGUUUGAAAAUCAAUGGUGAAAAAUGGAACAAGAACUGGGUUGACCAUGACACGUUGUUUGGUCCCAAUGGUGGCUCGAUGGAGUUUGUUUUGGGGUCGUCGCAAGUGGUGUGGGACACCGGGUCGGUUCCACCUAGCUUCGGCCACAUAAAUUGA